AUGUACAUGUCAGAGAUACCUCAGCUGUACCACCGCCUCCCGACAGCGGAUUUCAUGCCUGGUCUCAGUUUCGGGGUGUUUCAGAACCACUAUGAAUCUACUCUUCCCGAAAGCCCCUCCGACAUUUCGUGGACCGGCGGCUUCCAAGUUUUCUGUCUUUUGUUCAUUUCGGCCUUGUCCGGUCGUGCAACAGAUGCUGGAAUGGCAAGCCUGGUAGUAGGGGUGGGUGCGGCUUUGCUGGUUCUUGGGACCUUCAUGACUAGUCUGGCCACGGAAUACUGGCAGACCUUUCUGGCUCAAGGGCUCUGCAUUGGCAUUGGACAGGGUCUCAUGUGGCUUCCUAGUGUGACAUUAAUCUCAACGUACUUUGUGCGCCGACGGGUCUUUGCUGUUACGGCCGCUGCCACGGGAACGAGUACAGGGGGCAUGAUUUUCCCGGCAAUGAUUCAAUAUUUAACACCCAAGAUCGGGUUUCCAUGGGCUGUCCGAUGCAUGGGAUUUGUUGUCCUCUUCAUGGUAAUAAUUAUUCUGGCGCUUCUGCGUCCUCGACUGCCACCGCGGAAGUCAGGACCACUAGUUGAAUGGAGCGCUUUUAAAGAGCCUGCAUACAUGCUCUUCACCUUGGGAGUAUUUCUUCUCUACUGGACUCUUUAUUUUGCCUUCUUCUAUGUUCAAGUCUACGCCACCGAGAAGCUCGGUCUCUCUCAAGAAGCCGGCGUCAAUUUGAUUAUUGUCACCAAUGCCCUCGGAAUUCCCAUCCGUGCCCCUUGGGCUAUCUGGCCGAUCGUGUUCUAUGGACUAGCAUCAGCGGCAGCUAUGGCCUUAUUUGCUGGCACAGUCCCCUCGCUGACAAAAGACCUCGAUAAGAUUGGCACUCGAGUCGGCAUGGCGCUUUCAAUGAUAAGCUUUGGACCGUUGACCCGCCCAUCUGUAGCGGGGGCGUUAAUAGCGCGCACAGGCGGCGGCUACCUGGCUGCACAGAUGUGGGCAGGGGCAGCCUUGAUCGUGGCAGUACUGGCCCUUGUGGGAGCACGGUUCAUAAUAUCGGGACUACAUCUCCGAGCAAAACUUUGA
Penicillium cinerascens is the source of this 1074-nucleotide messenger RNA. RefSeq lists its product as uncharacterized. The coding region runs from base 1 to 1074 and encodes 357 amino acids. The transcript is spliced from 5 exons. The record is from RefSeq and is a predicted model, not a curated record. NCBI's taxonomy places the organism in Eukaryota, Fungi, Ascomycota, Eurotiomycetes, Eurotiales, Aspergillaceae. Gene Ontology annotation, molecular function: transmembrane transporter activity. Gene Ontology annotation, cellular component: fungal-type vacuole membrane. Gene Ontology annotation, biological process: transmembrane transport.